CCCCGCCGCCGCGCGGCCCUUUCUCCAUCUGUGUGUGUGUGUGGGGGUUCCCGUUAGCUUCUGCUCACGCUUCGGUAGCACACAGAAGCUAACAAAAUGUCGCGAGUAUACAUCGGAAGGCUGAGCUACAGGGCCAGAGAAAAGGACGUGGAGAGAUUCUUCAAGGGUUACGGCAAGAUUCUGGAGGUCGACCUGAAAAAUGGGUAUGGGUUUGUUGAGUUUGAUGAUCCCCGUGAUGCAGAUGACGCUGUGUACGACCUGAACGGCAAAGAGCUAUGUGGAGAGCGGGUCAUCGUGGAGCACACCAAAGGACCCCGCCGUGAUGGAGGCUAUGGUGGUGGUGGUGGUGGGGGUGGAGGAGGAGGAGGUGGCGGAGGAGGAGGCGGCGGCGGAGGAGGAGGUGGUGGAAGGAGUGGAUAUGGACGCUGGGGACGGGACAGAUACGGUCCACCUAUAAGGACAGAUUAUCGGCUCAUUGUUGAGAAUCUUUCCAGCCGCUGCAGCUGGCAGGACUUGAAGGACUACAUGAGGCAGGCAGGGGAGGUGACUUAUGCCGACACCCACAAGGGCCGGAGGAACGAGGGAGUGAUAGAGUUCAGGCUCUACUCUGACAUGAAGAGGGCGCUGGAGAAGCUGGACGGCACCGAGGUGAACGGCAGGAAAAUCCGACUGGUUGAGGACCGCGCCGGAGCCCGCCGCCGCCGCUCAUACUCCCGCAGUCGCAGCCGUUCCAGGUCUCGGUCCAGGAGCAGGAGAUCUCGCAAGAGCCGCAGCCGCAGUGAGAGCAGCAGUCGUAGUCGCUCCCGCUCCAGGGCGGCGUCUCGCUCCCGCAGCAGAUCUCAUAGCAAGAAGAACAAGGGCAAGGGCAAGAAGGAGGAAGAGGAGCGCAGCAACGGGGCUCAGAAGAGCAAGGACAGCAGGAGCCGCAGCCCCAAGAGCAAAAAGAGCAAGAAAGAAGGGAAGAAGAGCAAGAAGGACGACUCCCAGUCCAGAUCCCGCUCUCGAUCCAGGUCUCACUCUCGGUCGGGAAUCAAAGAUCGAUCCAGGAAAUCUGGCUCAAAGGGCCGUGAGCAGCCCAAGAGCGACGAUGAGGGCGGUGAACCCGAGAGGGGCUCUCGCUCCCGGUCCCGCAGCCCCAUCGAGUCCAAAUCCAGAGCCAGGUCUAAAUCCAAGUCCAAAUCCAAGUCCCGUUCUCCCUCACCUGCCAAAGCGCGCUCCCGCUCCCGGUCCGCCUCACGUUCAGAGUCCCGCUCCAAAUCUCGCUCCCCGUCUCGUUCCCGUUCCCGCUCUUAGUUCAUGUUUUGGACAGUUUGUCUUGAGCCCAGUGUCUCCUCCCCUCGUCCUUCGUCCACAUUCCCCACACCCCUCAACACUAGCCCGCCUCCUGUUUUUGAUAAAUAGCAGUAGAAUACCAGACACUCGGCCGAUGUCUUUUAUGCACAUGCUUCUCCAUUUCAUUUGACUUUGACGCAGCAGAUUUUUUGUCAUUAGACUUGUCUCGUAUGGAGGUGUUAAUGAAAUAACAGGGUGCAAAUCUCAGUUUUAUAAGUUUCAAUGAUGAUGUGGUGUGUGUCGUAGCCCCCUUUUUUAAUCACAUGUAUUAGCAAACUGUUUUUUGUCAAUAUGCUUGGUGGGAAUAUGAUCCAAAUCUCGCCGUUAGUGAAACCCUUGUAUCGUUUUAUUUCAGAUUAAAAAUUGCCUGUUCUGGAUUAA
Solea senegalensis (Senegalese sole) is the source of this 1713-nucleotide messenger RNA. It is a transcript of the gene srsf4, whose product is annotated as serine and arginine rich splicing factor 4. The transcript has 6 exons. Lineage: Eukaryota; Metazoa; Chordata; Actinopteri; Pleuronectiformes; Soleidae. Gene Ontology annotation, molecular function: mRNA binding. The coding region runs from base 97 to 1293 and encodes 398 amino acids. Gene Ontology annotation, cellular component: cytoplasm; ribonucleoprotein complex; nucleus. Gene Ontology annotation, biological process: alternative mRNA splicing, via spliceosome; mRNA splice site recognition. The record is from RefSeq and is a predicted model, not a curated record.